CCCCCUCUGUCGUUCCACCAGCUGGCUCAUCUCUACCAAGACCCCCUGUUCCCAGGGUUCCCUUUGUCUGACAAGGAAGAGAUCGUCCAGACACCCCCUUACUCUUAUAUCCACACUGGAGAGGACCUGCCACGAGAUGUCAACAUCCUGAGGUUUUUCUUCAACCUUGGUGUGAAGGCGUUCACCAACCCCAUGUGGCCCCCCCCACUCUUACAUCCUCCCUCUUCACCAGGCCUACAGCAUGCAGCCCAAACUACCCUCAGUCUCCUUUCCCUCUUCCCACUGGUACCCCUCCCACCCUACCACCGCGCCCCCAGGAAGGGUACGGACACCCCCCACCCUCAGUACCCCACCCCCUCGGGUUUGGGGGGGCCUCCAGAGAUCAACCCCCAAUCAGCUGCAGAACCUCCCCAGCAUAUGGAAUUCCGACACGGGCAGGAUGGUCAGCUCCGCGCUGGGGUACCCUUCCAACCGUCACUUUCACCCUGCCUCAACCCAGCCCCGUGGCUCUUUACCCUGGUGUAGUAACGUUACCCCGCGACCGAACGCUUACGCUGGGGUAUGCUCUGUACCCACACCCCUGGCACAAUACUCUCCACAAGCGCCCCAACCUGCACCUACCAACCAGUACCCUCCUACGCCCCAACCUGCACCUCCCAACCAGUACCCUACUACACUCCAAUCCUCUACCCAUACCUCUCAAGCUCAGCCCUACACUCCAGCUCCAGCCGCCUCCCCUCCCUCCGUACCCCAGUACCGAUCAGCGUCUCUGGGGUACCCUACUCCGAGGCUGCCCAGUGGGAACCAGACCCAGGGACCGCUGGAUCCUCACCCCGCCAGCGGUGCCUCUUCCCUGGGUAUGAGGUCCAGCCACCGCCCCCUAGAGAACCAUAAUGCUAAUACUACCUCUGUUGUCAAUGUUACUACUGAUGCUGCUGCUGCUACUACCUUGUCUAGUACUACUGCUUCCAACACAGAAAGAGCUUUACAGACUGUUCUUGCAGGCUUCACAGACAGAGGACAGGGAGACAUGAAGAUGGCUGGCACUCUGCUGGUGAACCCUCCUCUUCCUCCUUCUGAGCAGGUAAGUCUUGAUGGAGCAGUAAUGGGUCGUGGCUAAGUGGGCUACAUCCUA
Salmo salar (Atlantic salmon) is the source of this 1135-nucleotide messenger RNA. The record is from RefSeq and is a predicted model, not a curated record. Lineage: Eukaryota; Metazoa; Chordata; Actinopteri; Salmoniformes; Salmonidae.